Pseudozyma hubeiensis SY62 is the source of this 468-nucleotide messenger RNA. RefSeq names its product ubiquitin fusion degradation protein. Lineage: Eukaryota; Fungi; Basidiomycota; Ustilaginomycetes; Ustilaginales; Ustilaginaceae. The transcript has a single exon. Bases 1 to 468 code for a protein of 155 amino acids. The record is from RefSeq and is a predicted model, not a curated record.
AUGUACUGCGCUCUGAUUCUCACCGGGCUUUUGGCAACAUCGUCUAACUGGUAUGGACAAAGCUCGAACAUGGACCCGCUCAUGUUGGCCAACACAUCUACGCCGGCAUCCACAUCCCCAUCCGACACGUCGACAACUCGCUCAAGCUACGGCUGGCUCGAACUGGGCUUAUCUGGAGGCAGAGGCUUCUUCAGUCCGCUCUCAAGACCUUCAACCGAUGCUGACACUGCUGACAGUGCAGCGCAUACGAACACUGCCAAAACCGAGCCGGACUUCUACCGGCUCUCUAUACCUUGGUCAGAGUCGCAAGUGCAGAUUCCGAAACGCUUCUUCGUGGGAGUCGGCAAACAUCGAGGGCUUGGGGUGUGGAUCGACUUGGGAAGUAGCAAGGAAGACUUUCAACCAUCACCAACAGCUGCACAAGCGUCCUCAAGCCCGUCGUCGUCCGCCACAAACAUGCACGUAUAG